GCGCAUUACAGACAAACCAAUUCACGCUUCUUGGCAUCUGCAUCUAUCUACGUAGUCCAUUAUAUAAAGUGCACCGAUAUGAACUUCGAUUUACAUCCCAGCCCUCGUCCAAUUAUCAAUGUCUUCAGCACUCUUACCAUCCCGAGCACAAUGCAUCCAUAUCACUGACAACGUCCAGCGUUGUCAGUGUUCAUGCUUUGUGCCAACCCUGCUAGAACCUAACAUCUGCGGUCGGUGUGGACACGGUAUUCACACCCAUGUCGACUAUGUUUCGAUGGUCGUGAAUCAUUAUCCCCCGACUCAGUGCGUUGCGUAUGUCCAAAAGACAGCUCUUGUACAGCGUUGCACGUGUGAAGCUCAGCUCUGCGAUCACGUCGUUAUUGAUAACCCGUAUCGCAUUGCGGAGCCGUGGAACGUGUUAGACAAUUUCCUGGGAAAUAAUGAUGCUUCUCAGAGUGUCGACGCGAUCAGCUUUUCCAACGACGUCGUCAACGGUACAUUCACACCGUCCGCCAAUUCCGAUACCGACACCUUUUAUCACGACGCGAAUCUCACCUCGAUUACUGCCGCACCUACUUUCUCCUCCAGUCACCGCCAUGCGUUUAGCCCUUACAAUGAUGCCGGCAACAUCCCACUCGCUCCAUACAUGUCCUCUCCUUCAGCCAGUAACACCCCAGCCGGUAUUCAAUUGGGUGUCGCUCAGGUCCAAGCUUAUAGCUCAGACCAUUACUUUGUUCAAUACCCGGGCCAUUCCGUGAAUAAUCCAUAUCCCUGUCAGCUAGACGGCGAUGCGGCGGGCGAGAAUAUCGAGUAUCACUACUAUUCGCCAAAAACGAUGCACGGUGCGACACCUGACGCUGGGUCGGACUCGUCCAUCUAGUCCAUGACCACGACAGCGACAACAGCAUCCUAAAUUUUUCUCACAUUCUCCGGAUCCUCGGCGGGCCCACUCCCAGUUCGUGUACUUGUCCCCUUCCUAUCUGCGCAUCGACGACCAUCGAAAACAUCCAAUAGUUUGUUCAGGCGUUGUAUUCUCAUUCCUAUGUUUUUUCGGCUCGACUCUUUCUUCACCUAUCGUCACCCUACUGUUGCUUAACUUCCCUAGUUUGUUGAUUGCUGUCUCCAGUUGCUAUGUUUCAUUUCCUUCGCUGCGUUUUCCAUCGGAUUUUCCUAUUUUGGCCCACGAUUCAUGUCCUUUACGAUUUUUACUUUUGAUUGCUGUUUGAAAUGUUUUAUAAUCGAAUCGCUUUGGAGUUUAU
This is a messenger RNA of Desarmillaria tabescens, 1259 nucleotides long. RefSeq lists its product as uncharacterized. Lineage: Eukaryota; Fungi; Basidiomycota; Agaricomycetes; Agaricales; Physalacriaceae. The record is from RefSeq and is a predicted model, not a curated record. Bases 119 to 880 code for a protein of 253 amino acids. The transcript is spliced from 3 exons.